Molecule: messenger RNA, 2057 nt
Organism: Actinia tenebrosa (Australian red waratah sea anemone)
Lineage: Eukaryota; Metazoa; Cnidaria; Anthozoa; Actiniaria; Actiniidae
Product: cytosolic carboxypeptidase 6
Biological process (GO): proteolysis
Molecular function (GO): metallocarboxypeptidase activity; zinc ion binding
Source: RefSeq, a predicted model, not a curated record
ACCAAGAUGGCGUCGGGUGCAGAAAGCGGAGAAAACGGACUCGAUGGCGAUCAAAACGGCGAAAAUACACCUAAAGCAGACGAACCUGUGGGGAAUAUUUCAAGAUUCUGUUGUCUUCCACCUGGCUAUAAUGGAAAACCAAAGAAGGGUCAUCUGAUCUUUGAUGCUUGCUUUGAAAGUGGAAACCUUGGUCGAGUUGAUUACAUCACAGAAUUUGAAUACGACUUGUUUAUCCGACCAGAUACUUGUAAUCCUCGCUUUAGAGUCUGGUUUAACUUUACUGUAGAGAAUUCGUCACCUUACCAACGAGUCAUCUUCAAUAUAGUUAACUUUAGCAAGACGAAAAGUCUGUAUAGAGAAGGAAUGACUCCACUUGUGAAGUCAACUAGUCGUCCAAAAUGGCAGCGAAUCCCUGCAAAAAAUUGCUUUUAUUAUCGCUGUCCUGAUCACAGAAAAAACUAUGUUCUAUCUUUUGCCUUCGCUUUUGAUAAUGACACAGAUGUCUACCAGUUUGCAUACUCCUUUCCUUAUACUUAUACGCGUUUGCAGAACUAUUUGGACAGUAUUGAACGUCAAGGACUUGGCUUCUUCGAAAGAGAGUUGUUAUGUACGACUGUGCAACAACGAAAGCUCGACUUGUUGACCAUAACGAACCCAGAAAAUAAUAACUCGAAGAUUCGUAAACGAGUUAUCUUUAUCACGGCUAGAAUACAUCCAGGAGAGACCCCUUCGUCAUAUGUCUGUCAGGGACUGAUUGAUUUCCUUCUGAGCAAUCAUCCCACAGCUAAAAUACUUAGGGAGUACCUUGUGUUCAAGAUUGUUCCCAUGAUCAACCCUGAUGGAGUUGUGCUUGGAAAUUACCGGUGCUCAUUAAUGGGGUUUGACCUCAAUCGGCACUGGCAUGAACCAUCCCCAUGGGCACACCCAACCCUUGUCGCCACAAAGAACCUGGUGAUGGAACUUGAUAGUGAUAGUACUGCCCAUCUUGACUUCUACAUAGACAUCCACGCACACUCAACCCUGAUGAAUGGAUUCAUGUAUGGUAAUAUUUAUGAAGAAGAAGAACGGUUUGAAAGACAAGCUGUGUUCCCUAGAUUACUCUGUGCCAAUGCUGAUGACUUCUCAAUGACGAAAACCUCGUUCAAUCGUGAUGCCAUGAAGGCAGGCACAGGGAGAAGAUUUCUUGGCAGUUCUCUUGAUCCUGCAACCCACUGCUACACCUUAGAAGUAUCAUUCUUUAGUUAUCAUACGAAUGGCGCUAUGUCACCCUAUACUGAAGAUGGCUACUUUAAACUAGGACGUAAUGUUGCCAGAACUUUUCUAGACUACUACAAGUUGAAUUCCUUGGUUGGAAAAGACAAGGAUGGUGGCCCAAGGUCACCAAUUCGGCGAGCAAGUAUGGGGGUGUCUAACAAAGCACAAGGUGGUAGUAAUGAUCCUAACAGUGUCACAUAUCCUAUGAAAUUUUAGUGACAUUUUGGUUGCAUAUCUGACGAAAUGUGAAUAAUAGCAACGAGAGUGUCUUGUUGUAAUAUGUGAUAUGUAACACUGUAUAACAGAGGUAUAGUAGUUAGUUUUACUUAAAUUUCAAAAAUAUAUAAAUAUUUAGUAAAUAGAAUCUUCUAUUGGUUAAAACAAUAUCUUCUUUACUAUUAGAUGCAUGUAAUAAUGAACUGAUCAGGUGUUUUUUGUUUUUUUGAGUGGGGGCCAGGCAGUGUGAUUUGUGGGGGGUGGGGGGGUCAUUAAAUGAAAUCAGUUUCAAGAGGGGGAGUCACCCAAAAAAUCAGAGUCACACAGUGAAUGAACAGAAUAGUAAGCAAGGGAUGGGUCAUUUUUAUGCAGAUUUUUUGUAUGGGUUGCCAAGCAAAUCUAACCUACCACCCCCUCCAGCCUUAACAAAAAUUGAAUGGCCCCUAGACAUCUUAAUAGACUGCAGUAAUUGCCCUGUUUCACCAUGACGUCACUGCUUGUGUAUGUGGGGGAUAGCAUCAUCAAAUCCAAUAGAAAAUUCAUAAAAAUUUGCUCCUAGCGAAACAGUUUAAUCUAAAAUGGCCUGG